UUUUAUUUAUCAUUUUUUCAGAGUGAGAUGUAUGCUGGUGCAAUAAUAAUCCAACAAGUGCUGGGAUGGCCACUUUAUCUAUCCGUCUGCCUUCUUCUGUUCUUGACAGCUAUUUACACGGUCGUCGGUGGCCUAAGAGCAGUUAUUUACACUGACGCACUGCAAACAGUUGUCAUGCUCUUCGGCGCUAUUGUUCUGACGAUUAUAGCUUUUAUCGAGAUCGGAGGGAUGGAAAAUCUGCAUCUUAGAUACAUGACAGCGAUACCAAACACAACUCAAAUUUGGGGUAACACAACUUGCGGCGUGCCCGGAGAAGAGUCCUUUCAUAUAUUCCGAAGUGCGCAAGAUCCAUCGUUGCCGUGGCCAGGAGUGAUAUUUGGAAUUCACAUAUUAUCCGGUUGGUUCUUUUGCACAAAUCAGGUAAUAGUUCAGAGGACAUUAUCUGCCAAGAAUGUGACGCACGCAAAAGCUGGUUCAAUCAUGGCUGCCUAUUUCAAAAUUCUUCCAAUGUACCUGAUGAUAUUUCCCGGAAUGAUAAGUAGAGCUCUUUAUACUGAUGAAGUAGCUUGUGCUGAUCCUUCGACGUGUGAAGCUAUUUGCGGUGUUCCUGCAGGUUGCAGCAACAUCGCAUACCCAAAGCUUGUAUUAGAGUUAAUGCCAACAGGUUUGAAGGGAUUAAUGAUGGCAGCCAUGUUAGCAGCUCUCAUGAGUUCACUGACAUCAAUUUUCAACAGCGCUAGUACUGUCUUCACUAUUGACAUCUGGCUCAUGAUCAGAAAAAAGGCUUCGGAAGCAGAGUUGAUGAUAGUCGGCAGAGUUUGCACCGUCGGACUUGUGUUUGUUAGUGUUUUGUGGCUACCUUUGAUUGAAGCUUAUGGAUCCGGAGAACUAUUCGUUUACAUCCAGUCCAUAGCAUCUUUCUUCGCCCCACCGUUCUUUGCUGCUUUCUUAUUAGCGGUUUUCUGGACAAGAGCAAAUGAAAAAGGUGCAUUCUGGGGUCUGAUGUCAGGAUUAUUCAUCGGAUUUACGCGCCUGAUCCUGGAUUUCAUAUUCUCACCACCUGCGUGCGCAGAAUUAGACGAACGACCGAAUAUUAUUAAGAAUUUUCAUUAUCUACACUUCGCUUGUUUUUUGUUUGGAACAACUCUGUUCUUCACUAUUGUCGUUAGUCUUCUCACCGAGCCUAUUCCCUUACAAAAGUUAAAUGGUAUGACUUGGUGGACAAAACACUUAAGGUAUUCGAUUACUGAUGAUUCGAAAGAGGAAAAGCUUCAUGAAGACGUGAAAUGCUCUCCUGCAGUUCCCAACAAUUGUGGCGAGAAAGAAAAUAGCGAGAUGGUGGAAAGCAAGAGCGAAAAUAGAGAAGACACGUCAUCUACAGAAAAAGAAUCGAUUUUGUCAUUAUUAUUUUUAUUCGUGUGUGGUGUCUCAUCGAAACGUCUAAACUCUGACGAGCCUGAAGUAUCAUAUGAAGAUCUCCAAAAAGAAGACACCGACGGAGUAUCGCUGUACGAGGACCCUAAAUGGGUUCGAGUUAUGAAUAUCAACGUGGUUAUUUUGAUCGGCGUGGGAGUCUUCUUCUAUGGUUUUUAUGGCUAAGUUUAUGCAUGGAGGAAUUAGUUUAGACUAUUUCCUCCAUGGUUUAUUAUUAAUCGUCAGCAAUAGUAGUGACAGUCAGCAUAACUAUAGUGACGUCAUAUAUAGUAGUAGUAAAAUUAUAUAAAUGACGUCAUAAUAUUAGUAACAUCAUAGCGGUGACUGUAUAUAAAAUCUAUGUAGCAUCUGAGUUUUUUUUUUAUAUACUGUUUUCAAACCUUACCAUUAAUGAUCCAAUAACCGAUUUCGAUAAUAAGCGCCUAGACUUUCGCUAAUCUUCGCUCUAGAAUAAGAACAAUUGUGUUUACUACAAUAUAAUAUCUUUUAAAUUAACGUCGCGGUAAAUAUUUGAAAGAAUGUAUAUUCAACGUGCUUUGAUGCUACGUAAUCAUUAGGAUAAUAAAUAAUCGUUUUCUCGAAAAUACCGGUAAAUAAUACGGAUUAUCGAUACGUUACUGAUCGAAUCCUUAACCCAGUCAAACGAAAAUCUCAACAGUUUUUUCAAGGAUGUUUAAUUACUGAAGGACGCUGUCUCCAAGACACGAACAAUGUCAGUAAGCCUCUAUGGUCAGAUAGAGAAAAUCAAACGUAUUAUAAGUAUAAAGUUAAUUGCAAUAAAUAAAUAUAUUUCAAAUAAGGGCUGCUUAUAAAAAAUAAGUGCUGCAUUUCUUGAAAAAGCACUACAGCCUUAAUUGUAUAAACGCCGUGGUGCUUAUUGAAAGAUUUACGUUAUAGCUCAAUGUACAAUUAUCUUUGGUUAUAGGCCUGAUUACACUUAUUUACUCUUCAUUUUUAUAAUUGACUAGUCUAGGCCCUCUAUUGUAUCAACUUUAACCGUAAAUAUUUGUCCGCACUAUUAAAUUACAUGUGACAAGUUUGUGUGAUGUGCCCAAAAAAAUAAUGGGUGUCAUAUUACACUCAAUUAUGGGCAUAUCGCAUUUAUUUGUGAUAUAAAGUUUGAUAGAAUUUGAUAAUGUGGACAAGGUUUUAGUUUGGGUAGCACAAUCUCUUCUUUUUAUUAAAAAUACAUUUAAGAACAUAGUUUGGUAGUACAAUUAAUAAGUUUAGUGUAAAAGUGAAGUGCGUAAAGUUCCGUAGAUAGUACCAAACUUAAGUAGGUAAUAAUUUGAAUAUGAGUGUUAUAUCCAGUUAUACAAUUGGUUAUAAUAUAAGUACGGUUUUAUGCAUUAUGUAAAAACCUAUUUAUCAAAUACGGUACCGGUACUUACUAUUAAGCUCUGAUCUUUAUGAAAUAGCGCUAAACUAGAUUGGGUGCUAUUGUAUGUAAUGUUAUGCUGUUUUGGUUUACACUAGUGAAAUGUUAUCGAAUAUUAAUAAUAAUGUAAAUAAGUAAAUACUGUCCAAGAAAA
Molecule: messenger RNA, 2966 nt
Organism: Anneissia japonica
Lineage: Eukaryota; Metazoa; Echinodermata; Crinoidea; Comatulida; Comatulidae
Product: sodium/glucose cotransporter 4-like
Exons: 9
Coding region: 28-1599 (523 amino acids)
Biological process (GO): transmembrane transport
Cellular component (GO): plasma membrane
Molecular function (GO): D-glucose:sodium symporter activity
Source: RefSeq, a predicted model, not a curated record